AUGUCAGAUAAAAUUCAAUUAACAACAAAACAAAAACCUUCGACUGAUGGUAAAAUUGAUACAUAUAUACGUCGUGCAGCUGAACAUUUACAUAUACGUCCAUGGCAAAUAAUAUCAUAUGAAUUAACUGAUCAAAUAGUUCCAAGAAUAUUUUAUGUUAAUUAUCGUACAUCAAUUGAAAAUAAUAAUAUACAAACACAACAUUCAAUUGGUUAUGAACGAACAAUUAAUAAUUGUUCAAAACGUGUUAAUGGUUUAUUACCACGUUGUUCACAAAUAUAUUAUUUAUAUGAAUAUCGUUUAGAUGAAAAUCAUUUUCAUACUUAUUAUACAGAUAUAAUGACUGAUUUAAGUAAUCCAAAUAUUGAAGGUGUUUAUGAAAUGAAUGUACCAUUAGAUUUUCGUUUACUUAUUACACUUGGCUCUAUAUGUUCAUUAGGUAAAGAACAACAACGUACAAAUAUACUUUCAAAUUUAUAUCAAUUUGAUGAAUUAGAAUUUUUAUCAUUAUCAGAACAAACAUAUUUACAAUCAGGUACAUUACAAUGUAUUUAUUUAUAUAUACAUCAAGAUAAUGGAAAGUUAUUUAUUGCUUUAUUUAUACCAAAUAAUUCUCGUGUAUUCAUUGGUAUAUUAGAUAGUAUUAGAGAAAAUCAUAUACCUAAUUUAAAUAAAUUAUUAAAAAAUGAAUGUGAAAAACGAUUACAAAAAGGUAUUGAUACAAAUUUAUUACCAAUAAAUGAACAUCAAUUUGAAGUUAAAGUUGAUACCGAUAUACAAAAUAUUUGGAAAAGAUUUAAUAAAAUUAUUGCAAAUCUUCGUGAAAAUGAUAUGGAAACUCGUACAUUAUCAAUCUAUUUGGCUAUGCAAUCAAAUAUUUCUAUAUGUGAUCUUCAAUCAUCAAUGUUAUCAUCAUUAAAUGAUUAUCCAAAAGUAACAUUAUCAAUAAAAGAUAAAACUAAUUUAUAUAAAGGUCUUGAUUGGCAACGAACAGCAGCUCGUCAUGCAUUACAACAUUAUGCAAAUGCAAAUAUAAUACUUGUUAAUAUGCUUGAACAAUGUCGAUAUCUUCAUAUUCCAUUAGGAAAUUUUCCUGAUGAUCCAUGUUUAUUUGCAUGUGAUUUAUUUUAUGCUCGACAUUUAAUAAAACAUAAUCAUUUAUUAUGGUGUUCAUUAACAGAUCAACCUGAUUUAAGUGGAAAAGAACAAGAUGAUUAUCGAAUGUUAUUAACAGCUGAUAUAAAUGAUCAAAAUGGAAAUAACCAACAUAUUAAUUCAACUGAUAAUAUAUUUAAAAAUGCAAAUGAUGAAAUUCAUUCGAAUAAACAAAAUCAUCCAUUUGAAAUAAAUCAUUCAGGAUUUUAUCCAAUAUCAUGUAUUGAGUUUGAACUUGUUGAUUUAGCUAUAUGUGCUGUAUUAAAUUUUCAAAAAAUUCAUAAAGCUGAAGGAUCAAAUUUUGAUCUUGAUUUUGGUACAACUGUACAAAAUCCAUUAGGUGGUCCGGGUGUCGUUCCAUCUAUCAAUAAUACUUCAAUGACAGCAUAUGAUGAAACAUCCCAAUGUCUACCCGCAUUACGUCUUCUUCGAUAA
Molecule: messenger RNA, 1590 nt
Organism: Rotaria sordida
Lineage: Eukaryota; Metazoa; Rotifera; Eurotatoria; Philodinida; Philodinidae
Source: the annotation of a GenBank genome assembly